GUUGUUUUGGUCGUAGCGUGGCGCUCGAAUGUGUGAGGAGAAGUUUUGUUCUACGAUUUGUCUGUACUAUACAUAGAUUAAGAUUGUAUUAAUGUGUCGUAUAGCAGCUGCAGUACGUAAAGGGUAUAUUUCAGAAUCACUUGUGUACCUAUAGUUCCUAUUUUCCGUUUUAUCGAAGUUUCAGACGGACGAAUUGACCACUUCGCGUGUGAGAUGAUCGGUCUGUCUAUUGCGGUAUCGUGAGCCGACGUAAUGGAAGGAAAGGUAGAUGUAUGUGCGAGUGUUGUGGUGUAAAUAAUGUGGCACAAGAUGAAUCCAUUCGCAUGUUCAUUAUGUGAAUUACGCCGAACCGAUCCUCGUAAACCAUUUGGUUAUUUUUGUAUCCUGAAAGUUUGUGUUUAAAUGAAGGAAUGUUAUCAACUUCCAAAAGAGACAGGCAGAAGGAAAAAGAAGGUCAAAGCCAGCACUGUAGAAAUGCGAAACCCCUGCUGAAUAAGAAAUUCUACUUGGAUUUAAAAAAUCAUAUUACUUCAAGUAACCUAGAACAGAAAUUGAAGUCACUAGGAGCAACAGUUGAGUGGUUUCUGGUGAAGGAAGUGAACUAUGUGGUGACAGACCGGCCAGUUCGGACAUCUGCAGGCAUAGCUGCUAGCAGCGGCUCUCUCAGUGGCAGCACGCCAAAAUGUGGUGCUGUCCCGCCAUCAUCCUUGACUCCUCUUGGUGGACAGGGUUCCAAUGAGUCUCCAGCCACACUUGACUCACCAGGAGACGGGCUGAGUGGGGGGAGGAGGAGAUCUAAGACUCGAGCAGAGGCAAUGCUGGAGAGAGCCAAACUGCAGCCGCAACAGUCCACAGUUGAUCCACUAGAUAACGCUGCUCGCUGGAGUAUUCCCAUCUGGCCUCUUGAGAAAGUUAUCACAUGGCUGGAUAAAAUUUAUGAGAAAUAUCUCAAAAGGUCAUCAUCCUGUGAUAAAAUAAAAUCAUCUUCCACUGAAUUAAGGGCCCCUUUUAUCAAAUUAGAAAGUAUUAGCAGGAAUUCCAAGCCCUUAUAUAAGGAACUGUCAGCAUGGCCAACUGCUAACUUUGACUUUGAAGCAGGAGGUUGUCCAUUCGCUACGCCUAAAGUGUUGGCGAAGAAGGUGCAGCAUACAGCAAAACAAUCAAAGGAGGGAAAUGAAGCAAAAGAUGCGGCACAUUCAACAAAACAUCCAUUGGACACCCCGAGAAUGACUCGGAAGGCUCAUGGUCGUUUUCACCGAGGGAAUGAUACUGCAGUGGCAAUACAGAAUUCUACCGUUGUGUCAGGCUACUGUGAAAUAUGUCAGUUAACCUUUGUAGAUCAGAAGAGACAUCUUCAGAGUGAUCGCCACACACAGUUUAUAGGGAACAAAGAUAACUUCAUCUCAUUGGAUCAGCUCAUCAGUCGAGGGCCGACGAUGGAAACUUUCCUUAAGCUUAAUGGAGCAAAUCAAAUAAGCCCGUGCCCAGGAGAGUUGAGUGCCCAUAGUCGUCGUUCUUUGCGCAGCGUGGUGAAGCUGCAUACAUUUUCUUUUGAUACAUCAACCUCCAUUUCCUCCCCAACUCUGUGGAAAGAAAGUGAACAACCACUUUCUCCAACAUCAAGGAAGCCACCUCCAAUUUCCAACACAAAUGGACAUCAUGCCAUUCGCUCAUCGAGUGUAAAGCCAUCACUGGAAGAAAAAGAUAAAAUGUUGCUGCAACAGAAAGAGAGCUUGGAGGUACGUGUACAGUGCAACGGCAUCUGGAGCCAUUGCUAUGAUACUAGGCAUGGCGGAAUGAAGAGCCCUAUAUCUGGGAACAGUGUGCGACGUGAGCAGUGGGAAAUUCAAGGGGGAGGAGGCGGCAGGCCCCAGCGUGUGAGGCGAGCAUCAGCUUCAUUUUGCAGCAACUCCUCUCCUUCUCUUCAGCAGCAGCUGUCCCCAACAGGCAGUGACUCAGGUCACCACUUGCGCUCCCGUGGGCAACUCUGGCUUCCCAGCAAUCUGCUGGGAACAACUGCAGAAGAUGAGGGUAACCCUGCACGAACACGCCUUGGUCACACUUCUGCCGACCCGCAGCCUGCCCGAACCUCUCGAGAUAUCGCUCUGGCAAGUAAUGAAGACAAGGGCAAGACAGGUCCAGUUGUCAAGGAGGAGGUGAAACCUACGUUGUGCAGGAGUGGAAAUAGUCAGGUGAUUAGAAGGAAACGAUUAUCGGUGGAGGAGAAACUGAUUGAGGACAAUAAGGCAUAUUAUAAGUUAGAGUUAAAGAACAGUAAGCUGCGAUCAAGUGGGUAUUUCCCGAGCCAAAGAGAGAUUGAAAUGCCAUUCAAAACUGAAGUGAAAGAAGAGAAAGUGGAGCCAAGCCUUCUGCAGAAGAUAUCGAAUAGUGUAAAGUGUAACGGGGAACAGGGUCAAGAAGGAACUAAGGUGGAAGAAACAAAUUCUGUGAAGUUCCAGAGAGUUAGGAAAAGUGAACUUGCAUUACUGAGUGAUGAAGCAGAAAGUUUCAUGUUCGGUGAACCUGUACGGCGCAACAGCUCUACCGAAUUGUCUGAGGAAGAGGAGGAGGAAGAAGAAGAAGAAAGCAAAAGUAAGUUGAAUAAGAAUUUGAAGAAGGAAAGUGUGGUGGAGGAGUCCAGUGGAAAGCGAGUGUGUGACAGUAAAAAGAGUGUAAAAAUAAAGGAAGAUGAUGGUGUCACGCGAGAGCAUCCAAGCAUUGCAUCUCCUGUGGUACAGUCGAAGAUCGAUGGUGAAGAUGGGAAUUCAUGUAACAUGUUACAGUGCGAUGAAAGUUCAGUGUGCUCCAUGGACACCUGCAGCCUGGCCAGCAGUUGUGAUACAAGCAGUGCAGCUCGGCAAAGGAGGAAAAGGCGAACUCAUGCUGAAGCUUUCAUACAUGACAAUCUGGAUUAUUACAAGUUUGAGAUUCCUGGUUCCCGACUUCGUUUUCAAGGAAGCAUACUUCCCCCCACUGUGUCUCCUAUUGAAAAUAAGGCUACCUCUAACAGCAACAGGGACAAUACUGAAAGCAAGGAUGUGCCAGGUGCGCCAAACUGCUCGAAGACAGAUUCGGCUUCUAAGGGGGGGAAAGCCUUGUGUAAUGGUGCACACUCCAAAGUUGUGACAUGUAGCAAUGAAGUAACAAAUGAGAAAGAAAAAAUUGUUCAUAGUGAGGAAGAAUCGAAACAGAAGGCUGCUGGAGAAGAUGAAAGCAAGAUUGGAAAGAAACAGGAGGAGGAGGAGGAUGACAGGAAGAAGGAAGAACGGGAUGAACCAAACGUAAGAGAAGCUGUGGAAAAUGAGUUACCAGCAGCCAUGGAGAGACUUCAUUUCUCAUUUGAAGUUGUUCCACAAAGUGAACCCUGGUAUCAGACAUACACGCGGCAGGAUGAAGGGCAGGAAUUUUAUGCAUAUUCUUGUAUGAGUGACUCCUGUUACUGGAAACCGUUUCUGUUACCAUAUGAAAUGCCUUCAGCUGAAGGUCUUGCAUCUGGCAGCGGUUGUCCGGGAGGUGGAGCAGGACCUUGUGGUUUCAUAAGAAAAAGGCGUAAUAGGUUUGCUCACUUGGUGGACAAAAAGCCUAGGAAGUCUCCUAGAUGUCAUGCUUCAACUUUAGCAAUUCUCUCAAGUCUGAUGCAUCACAGAAGAAGAAAAGAACCAGGUAAACUCAAAGAAGGGACACAUAGAUCUGAAACAGCUGCUGUCAACUCUGCUGAAGAGGACAGUUCUAGCAGAGAUGCACCAGGUAUUACUGUAAGUGCACCCGAUGCAUCCCCUGCCACAUCUCCUGUGGCUGCUCUGUCACAGCCUGUGGCGGUGGAACCAGCAGUGAAUUCAGACUUCAAGUCAGAAUCCAGUGCAGACCUUCAUGAGACUGCAAGAAAUAUAGACAAGAUGCUCAGUUUGGGAAGUGAAGGAGAAGAAGUUAGUGGCAGUGACCUUGAUGCAAGUGGCGAUGAAUCAAAACUGGAGACGAAUAUGUCCCAAAAGCUUAUUGAUAAUAAGAAUCGUAAACCACAUUCUGUGAAGAAAAACGUUCAGCAUCAGAAUAGGAAGUGGCCUGCUUCUAAAGCAAAAAAGUUAGAUUUCCACUUGAUUAAACAGCAUGAAAUACUGGAGAUAGAUCCCACAGUGUUAGAUGAGCUGACUGUUGAGCAUUCGGUGGUAAACCCGCUUGAACACAAUGAACAUCGAUGUCGUGGUGGACCUAAAGUGGAUGUUGUGACUCUCCUAGAGGAGUUUUCCUCAUGUCAGUGCAUGGAAGAGCCUGCAGUAAUUAACAAGGACCCCACAGGAUGCCUGAGUAACUUAUCGCUUCUGGGUGAAUCAUCAUGCAACAGUUCAGAAUGUGGAGCUUCAUCAACGUGCGAGACCAUAACCUUCUCAGAUGGUCCUGACGGAAGGAUCAUGCGAAUACGUGGGAGGAAGAGGAAGCGAAAGAAAAACCUUACAGGAUGGCCAGCAGAUAAACAGAGAGGAAAGAGAAGACUAAUAAGUAAAUUAAAUAGGGUUGAUGAGAGUGUCGUGUCAAGUGAUGCAAGCGGGAAGUGUGUGAAUGUCUCAAAUAAAUUGUACUCAUCAGCUGAAGAAAAUAUUGCAACUGCAAGUGGAGUGAAUGAAGAUUGUGGUGGUAGAAUUGAGGAAGGCACAGUUGAGACCGUGGAGUGUUACAAUAAGUCUGACAGAAGGUCUGACAGACUAGAAGUGUAUAAGGAAGGUCAUGGAGGCAAAGUGGUUAAAAGUUCUGCCAGUGAACCUUCAGUUAUCCAGGAAAAGCGAGUGUCUGCUCUGUCAAGGACAGGCAGUUUGGAUUCAGGUGGUGGUCACAGUUUGUUGGAGUACCAGCCAUGUGUCAGGGUCACCAAGAUACCAGAUAUCGCUGGUGUUACGGUAGCCAGUUUGCCAGUGUCAUCCUCCUCAUCAUACUUGAUUGCUGGGAUUUCCAACAAUCGUCGACUACGAAGCUCUACCCUGUCUUCCUCACCCCCCAGUACUUCUCUUCCUGUUUCAAAAAAGGGUCUCUCACUGUCAAGUGACAUCUUGAAAAGGCCUAUUGCGUCAUUUCAAGCCAACAGAAGAGCAUCUCUACGCAAAAGUCUACCCCGUUCGGGCAUGCAUUGGAGCACCUGGUCUGACCGGAAGCGGAGGUGAUCGUGACAUGCCAUCCCCUGCAAAUCAUUCUUUGUGUUCAUUUUUUAAAAUAUUUCAUUAAAUUAUAUCUAUAAAUAUAGAACAUAAAGAGAGCGAACAAACAGGGCUGAAAUGAACUGAAUAGAGGAGGCAGAAGCCAUGCUGCUUUUAGGAAUAAAUACAUCUCAGUGUGCAUGUCUCAACGUAAAGUUUCGACAUUUUUAAAUGUCCACAUGCUGUUGUAUAAUGAUAAUUGGAAUUAUUAAUGAAUCAAUAUGAAUUGAGAUGUUCUAGAGUACAUCUUAAACAAAAUUGAUAGAGAUGUGGUAGGAGUUACUAUUCUUCAGUGAAAAGAGGUAUGAAGAGUUCUUUUUCUGGGAUGGAAUGCUGUGCUGUCCAUUGAAAGUCAACAUUUCAGAGAAAUAUUGUUGCAUAUUGCCUAUGUAAUGCGACAUAUAGAUUCACACAGGUCUUGGAUUUGGCGAAUAUGUUUAUUGAACACUCACUUUUACGCUAGCGAGUACAGUUAUUAUCACUUUCAGUAUCAAAUGCAAAUUGAACUGUUCUUGGCAACUUAUAGAACUCAACUGUCUGUCUGGUACAUUCAACCCCCUUAAAUAGGCCUUUUGCAGACUGCUUAUGGAACACAUUUCUCAACAGUUUGGUUUUCCCAUUGUCAUACAACGCUUCAAACAAUUUGUUGCAACCGUGGAAACUCAUUGUUAGAAUUCCAAUGCUGCAUUCCAUUCCGCUAUCUAGGAAAUGUUAUUCAUUGACCAGCAGUGAAUGCUGUAAUAUGCUCCGUAGUCCGGCUUUUGGGCAGCACAUCACAAUAUGUUGCCUCCAUGUCAAGCCAAACAAGAAACUACCCUGAAGACAGAGGUGACAAGUUCCAACAAAACAGUUGACUUUCAACGGACUACAAGAAAGAACUCUUCAUAACCACUGCUGUAAGAACCUCAUAGCCUACCGAAGUACGUUACAUACUGUUCAGAUCUUUGCUUUGCAGGCCAGUGAGAUAGGAAAAAUGUGAGGGAGAAAACAUGGAAGUGACAUGUUACUGAAAUGAAUUAGUAGCUUUUCGCGUAUCAGUGGAAGUUAAGGUAUAUCUUCUUCAAAAGCAUAUACUUGUUAGUUGCAGCUCCAUGUAAAACUGCUCAGUCUGUGCUUCACACGUCUAUGACAGUUUAUGCACAGACCAGCCACCAAAUGCCAUAGUAGCAGGAGAUUUAAAUUCCUUGUUCCUGGAUGAAAUAUACUAACCAUUUAAAGUCCAGUGGCCAUGGCCGCGACACAGCUCAAGUGGUAGUCGCUGGCUUCCCACUGUGGCGACCUGGGUUCGAUCGCUGGUCUGGUCAAGUUGGAUUUGUGGUGGACAAA
Cryptotermes secundus is the source of this 6512-nucleotide messenger RNA. RefSeq lists its product as uncharacterized. The record is from RefSeq and is a predicted model, not a curated record. Gene Ontology annotation, cellular component: Dbf4-dependent protein kinase complex; nucleus. NCBI's taxonomy places the organism in Eukaryota, Metazoa, Arthropoda, Insecta, Blattodea, Kalotermitidae. Gene Ontology annotation, molecular function: protein serine/threonine kinase activator activity; nucleic acid binding; zinc ion binding. The transcript has 9 exons. The coding region runs from base 411 to 5153 and encodes 1580 amino acids. Gene Ontology annotation, biological process: regulation of cell cycle phase transition; positive regulation of nuclear cell cycle DNA replication.